Messenger RNA from Ictalurus furcatus (blue catfish), 1617 nucleotides. It is a transcript of the gene pgam2, whose product is annotated as phosphoglycerate mutase 2 (muscle). The transcript is spliced from 3 exons. Gene Ontology annotation, biological process: glycolytic process. The coding region runs from base 93 to 860 and encodes 255 amino acids. Gene Ontology annotation, molecular function: intramolecular phosphotransferase activity. The record is from RefSeq and is a predicted model, not a curated record. Lineage: Eukaryota; Metazoa; Chordata; Actinopteri; Siluriformes; Ictaluridae.
UACACUCAGGGCUGUCACAGUGUGUCUGUGUGUGCACACAGAAGGCUGCUUCUUACUAGUUUGGUCAACCUCAUAUCCAAAACACACUCAUCAUGACUGCUGUCCAUCGUCUGGUCAUCGUGCGGCAUGGAGAGAGCAGCUGGAACCAGGAGAACCGCUUCUGUGGCUGGUUUGAUGCAGAUCUCAGCGAGAAGGGAACGGAGGAGGCCAAGCGCGGUGCUCUAGCCAUCAAGGAUGCAGGCAUGAAGUUUGAUGUGUGUUAUACUUCUGUGCUGAAGCGUGCCAUCAAGACCUUGUGGACCAUCAUGGAAGGCACAGACCAGAUGUGGUUGCCCGUGGUGAGAACUUGGCGCCUGAACGAGCGUCACUAUGGUGGACUGACUGGCUUGAACAAGGCAGAGACGGCAGCCAAACAUGGAGAGGAGCAGGUUAAGAUCUGGAGACGCUCGUUCGACAUCCCUCCACCACCCAUGGAUAAAGACCACCCCUACCACAAGAUCAUCAGUGAGUCUAGGCGCUAUAAGGGUCUGAAGGAGGGUGAGCUGCCCACCUGUGAGAGUCUGAAGGACACUAUUGCACGGGCCCUGCCCUUCUGGAAUGAUGUCAUUGUCCCUGAGAUCAAAGCUGGCAAGAACGUCCUCAUUGCGGCCCACGGAAACAGCCUGCGUGGUAUUGUCAAGCACUUAGAGAACAUGUCUGAUGCAGCCAUCAUGGAGCUAAACUUGCCCACCGGCAUUCCCAUUGUCUAUGAGCUGGACAAGGACCUGAAGCCUGUGAAGCCCAUGCAGUUCCUCGGGGACGAGGAGACUGUGCGCAAGGCCAUGGAGGCUGUGGCUGCCCAGGGCAAGGUGAAGAAGUGAGACCAGGCAAGAACACAAAGACUGAACCUACUCAAGACUCCCCCUCCUCACCCUGUCCCGCUCAACCUGCCCAAAUCCACUGAACACCAUUCCACCGUCAGAGCACAUUGACACCCCUUUUCCACCAACAUGGUACUGGUUCUCAUUCGGUAAUAUUAGCAGUGCAGCUUCUGUUUAGAAUGUUGCCCUCUUAUAAUAAUAAUUAUUAUUAUUAUCGUUAUUAUUAUUAUUAUUAUUAUUAUUAUUAUUAUUAUUAUUAUUAUAAUGUUUCAUUUAUAUAGCGCCUUUCCAGAGCUCAAGGAUGCUUUACAAUAGUGAUACAAUAAUACAUAAACAAUGACCAAUCAUGGAUAAACACAAAAACACUGAUUCGUGAAUUCUGCCAACAAAUAUUUGAAUUCUUCAAGUACCAUUCUUCAAGUCUUAUUUUAAUGGCAGACGUCUUAAUAGCUUGAUUGAUUGCUGUUUAAAAUGGGUUCCAGACCAGCUGCAUUUUGACCAACCAAGAACCUUAAACGGUUCGUAAAGAGAGCAAUAAACGGUUCCAGAUUAUGCGUUGUUAGUGGAAAAGGGUUGUGAAAUAACCAGAGUCAAAACCAUGUCACAUGACAGAUGUGCCUGUCCUCCCAUUUUAUGUACAAAUAAAUAAAUAAAAACCAUCUUUGCCAUCCACUGUAAAGCACUGCACUGAUUCACAAAGCCCUCAUGUUGGGGUUGCUCCCACUUUAACAAAAUAAAACCACCGCCAUUUUGUGUA